Messenger RNA from Synchiropus splendidus (mandarinfish), 3026 nucleotides. RefSeq names its product methionyl-tRNA synthetase 2, mitochondrial (gene mars2). The coding region runs from base 148 to 1932 and encodes 594 amino acids. The transcript has 3 exons. Gene Ontology annotation, molecular function: ATP binding; methionine-tRNA ligase activity. Gene Ontology annotation, biological process: methionyl-tRNA aminoacylation. NCBI's taxonomy places the organism in Eukaryota, Metazoa, Chordata, Actinopteri, Syngnathiformes, Callionymidae. The record is from RefSeq and is a predicted model, not a curated record.
UACUUACAACCUUGAAAACAUCCAGCCUGUCAUGUGUUGCUUGCACAGUUGACUUCAGAUCGCGUUGGUUACUGUCCAUUGCCGCUUUAAACGGGUGUUGAUGACCGUUGCUGCGGUUUCGUCCGCUGACUUUAUGGACCUGUUGCCAUGAGGACCUGUCUUGCUGGUGUUGCCAGCGGCGUCUUCAGACUCCAGCGGUGCGUUCUGCCACUCACUGCAGCUGCAUGGAGGCGUCUGGGCUCAUUUCCCUUCAGAGAGAAGAGCAGCCGUGUGUGCGCAGACGACAACCACUUCUAUGUUACCACCCCGAUCUUCUACGUCAACGCUUCUCCACACCUCGGACAUUUAUACUCCGCAGUUUUGGCGGAUUGUCUCCACAGAUACAAGCUGCUUCAGGGCUACAACUCCAGGUUUGCCACUGGUACUGACGAACAUGGACUCAAGAUCCAACAGGCUGCUGACGCUGCUGGAAUGGACCCGCUGACCUUCUGCACCCAAGUGUCCGAGAGAUUCCAGGGUCUGUUCAGCAGGUGCAACGUGUCCCACACCGACUUCAUCAGGACCACGGAGGAGAGACACCGGCGGGCCGUGGAGCACUUCUGGUCGGUUCUGCUGGAUAAAGGUCUCAUCUACAAGGGCAGCUACGAGGGGUGGUACUCCACACCCGACGAGAGCUUCCUGACGCCUUCGCAGGUGGCUGACGCUGUGGACCCGACAGGGAAGGAGAUCAAGAUUUCACUGGAAAGUGGCCAUCAGGUGGAGUGGAUGAAAGAAGAGAACUACAUGUUCCGCCUGUCUAACUUCCGGCCUCAGCUGCUGCACUGGCUCAAGAGGAACCCGGCGGCAGUUCAGCCCGAGCGCUUCCAGCAGGCUGUGCUCUUGUGGCUGGAGGAGGAGCUCCCUGAUCUUUCGGUGUCCCGACAGAGAAGUCGUCUGCAGUGGGGGAUCCCUGUCCCCGGUGACCCUGACCAGACCAUCUACGUGUGGCUGGACGCUUUGAUCAACUACCUCACUGUGGUGGGCUACCCUGACCAACACCACCAGCGGUGGUGGGGCGCCGUCAGGCACGUCGUGGGAAAGGACAUCCUCAAGUUUCACGCCAUCUACUGGCCGUCGUUUCUCCUCGCCGCCGGACUGCCGCUGCCGCGGUCGAUACAUGUCCACUCCCACUGGACGGUCGGUGGGAAGAAGAUGUCCAAGAGUCUCGGGAACGUGGUGAACCCGCUUGAACGAGCGCAGUCCUUCACCACAGAUGGUUUGAGGUACUUUCUCCUGCGUCAGGGGGUUCCCGACUCGGACUGCGACUACACAGACGUCAAGGUUCUGAAGCUGCUCAACGCCGAGCUGGCGGACUCCCUGGGGGGUCUGCUGAACCGUUGCACAGCUCCGGCUCUGAACCCCCGGCAGGUGUUUCCUCCUUUCUGCCCGCUGUCGUUUCCUCCGGAGGGAGAGGCAGGCAGAGCCGUCCCCGAAGACUACGCCAUGCUGGACGCAGUGAGGAACCUGGAGGCAAUGGUGGCGCAGAACUACGAGAGCUUGCACGUCUACAAAGCUCUGGAGGCCGUCGCCGCGUGUGUGCGUCUGACCAACGGGUUCGUUCAGCGUCACACUCCUUGGAAGUUGGACAAGACUGAGAGUGAAGACGCACGCUGGCUGGACACCAUCGUGCAUGUCUCACUGGAGUGCCUGAGAGUGUACGGGACUCUCCUUCAACCCAUCGUGCCAGAGAUUUCAGACAAGCUGCUGUCCAGACUCGGAGUGAAGGCGGACGAAAGAGCUUGGAAGAAUCUGACCUUCCUGCCCAGAUAUGACGGGGAAGCCAGUGCAUUUGAAGGGAGAGCACUUGGAGCAGACACUGGAGUGCUUUUCAGUCGUUUGGAAAGUACGAACGAGAAGAAUCCAAAAGCAAAGAAAAGCAAAAAACAGAGGUGAUGGCAUCAGCUGGAAUCAAUAAAAGAUUUUGCGUGAGUAUUGGUGUGAUUUAUCAUGAGGAGGAUCUCACCUCAGAAUCUUUCAUUCAGAGAGGACUGCGUGGAAGCUUCAGUUCUUGAAAUAAAAAUAAUAUAAAUGGGUUUAUCUAUUCAAGGUUGAGGCAUUUGAAAGAACUUGGACUACAGAAGCUGCUUCUUUAUGAAGUAAAGGAGACGUUCAAUGUGAAAAUGCCUCUUCAGAAUAUCCCAGAAAUAUACCAUGUGACUGAAACCAGUCCACUCUUGCUACGCUCAACAUCUCACAAGCCCUCAACAGUGUUAUUUCACCAAAAAUGGAAACCUCCCAGUAAACAAAUGAGGUGUUUCCCCACAAAUCCAACCGUUGUUCCCAUACAAGUUUACAUCAACUCUGCACAACCCUUAAAAGGAAUGAAAGCCAAGGCCAAUGUUCCACUCAGAUGUGAGAGUGUGGAACAGCAAAUGCAUGGAACUGUUUAAAAAAAAACUCACCCCCCCAUUUCACUUCUGUUUACUGUCUCCUCUGUUUUAUAAACCCUCUCAUCCUGACGACACACUGGAGAUGGAGGGCAAAAACAAAACAAGUCCGACACAAAUACAAGACAUAAAAACCGACACGGAUUUUUAAUGAGAAAUUACACGAAACUGAGAAAUUGUACAAAUUGAAAUAAAAUUAAAAAAGGACAAAAACUAAAUUGCAUUAUUCUCAUAAUUUCUGGUAUUUUUUUUUUACAUUGUACUGCCCCCCCAUUCGCUCCGCCAACGUUCCUCAAUUAUAAAAACUGAAGAAGAAGAAGAAGAAGAAAAAAAAGACAAAUUCCUGCUGUCACUUCCAGAUGCCGUUCACUGGUCCACUUUUACCCAGAAUCCACCUGCCGACGUGCAGGCGGGUACAACUCCCGACGCCAGUCCAGAUUCAUCAGUAAUAACUAUUGGCACCUUGACCCGGCUGUGUACCUGAAACACAAACAAAUACUUGUCAACUGUCCAUCUUUCUUAAACACGCAUCUCAUUUUUCAAGUGAAUACGUCAGGAACUGAGGACAAGAUCAAGAGUGUACGGCAAAAAGACAUUCAU